AUGAUUGCUUCGGACCAGUCUUUGUUUCUUCCUGAACAACUUCUUGUUUCUGUGACAAGGACUAAUGAUGUGCUGACCCCGGCACAGAUCAAAUCAAUUUGCCAGGCGAUUCUGGACUCUGGGAAGCAGUAUGCGAUGAAAAAGCGGAAACCAUUCCCUCUGAUGUAUUCUUACUAUGGAACCGAAUACUUGGGAGCAGCUCAUGGCCUGUCGUCCAUUCUCCAGAUGCUUCUUUCAUACCAUGAGCACCUCAAGCCCUCAGAUCAGGAGCUGGUGUGGCAGAGCGUGGACUUCCUCAUGGAGCAAGAACAGAACUGCAACUGGCCGCCUGAGCUGGGCGAGGCCAUCGAGAGAGAGAACGAGCUGGUGCACUGGUGCCACGGCGCCCCAGGAAUUGCCUAUCUGUUCGCCAAAGCUUAUCUGGUUUCCAAGAAGCCACAGUACCUGGACACAUGUAUCCGCUGUGGGGAACUCACAUGGCAGAAGGGCCUGCUGAAGAAGGGGCCAGGGAUUUGCCACGGGGUGGCUGGCAGUGCCUAUGUCUUUCUGCUGCUCUACCGACUCACGGGGAACUCUAAGUACAUCUACCGAGCCCAAAGGUUUGCUGAAUUUUUAUUUACCGAGGAAUUCAAGGCCGGUUCCCGGGUCCUUGAAAGUAUAUACAGCUUGUAUGAAGGCUUCUCCGGGACGGUGUGCUUUCUGAUCGAUCUGCUGCAGCCCAACCAGGCUGAGUUCCCUCUCUUCAGCGUCUUUGUUUAGAAAGCUCCGUGUCGCACUGUGGCCCUGCAGAAGGUCCCUGAGAUUUCCUGAGCCUACUACCCGAGGCCCUUCCCACACAAGCCACAUUCAAUGGUAUCACAACCCUGAGCCUUAACAUUGCCGCCGAGAGAAGGAAGGAAGGACUGAAGGAAGGUAGGAAGGGAGCAGGCAGGUGAAGGCAAUAAUGGUACAAGAUUUAAGGGAAAAAACAGUGUGAGAACCUGCGAGCCUAAGACACCCAACUCUUCUAAAACCCAUAGAGAUGGACUAUGUCAGGGAAUAGAUGCGAGACCAGAGAUCCGAGGAAAAGGGGAAAGAAAUCAUCUGUCUUUCAGUUACGGCCUAGAAAGCAAAACUGAAAUGGGGACUAUGGCAAUGAGAUGCCAAAAUACCUUUACAAUUGGAGAGAGAAUCUGACCAUUUCUGGGUGCCCUCCACCCCUAAAUUCAAAAAUAAAGACAAUCAAAAAACUCAAGUAAUUGCCGAGCGGAAAACGGCUAGGAGGGGUAAGUGUCCAGUUGCUGAAGGACAAAAGAGGGAAACUCUUGGUUGUCCUUUGCCUUUACUUAUUGAAAUUCAUGAUUUGUAGUGAAUGGAGAAGUUGGCAUGUGAAUCUUUAUUUUUAAUCAUUCCCCUGGGCAUUUUAAGAAAUCAUGUCAUAACUUAGGUUUAGACCCUCAAAUUCAAAGUUUCCUUAGGCCUUAGAGCAUCUCUUUUCCUGGUUCCUUUUUUUUCCUAAAGCUCAAUUAGAGUAGAAAAAUUCGUAGGCUCGCAAAUACGAUAGCAAGUGUUGCUGCCAAGUGUUUUUCUCAAUUUGAAGCGCAAGCUGUGUAUUGUCUAUUGUUAGUAAUUUUUUAAAUGCCUGUGUAAUCCCAAUGAAGCUAUUAGCUGAAUUGUAAAAUAUACUCGUGGUAAAAAUCACUCAUCUCAAAGAUCAGGGUAACCACUACAACAGUGUGUCAUGUCUGCCUUUGCUGGAAUACCGUGUUCCACACACUGGCCUGGAAAGGGACCAGUGAUUGUGGAAAGAACACUGCUCAGUUUUACACUAUUCAGUUAAGAGAUAUGUGAACUCCCUGGCUGGUCACCUUACCUUCCAAGACACAGGCUCCACCAGAAUUUGUCUACAAUACCCACUGAGCCAAGUUGUCACAUUGAAUUCAACCCUGCUGUCAACACGUAGGAGUUAUAAAACAACUUCAAGUAAACAGUGGUUUGCAGAACACUGUGGGAGCAUCUGCCACUUCAAUACUCAGAACACGAGUCUCCCCUUUUCCUAGAAUUUGGUCACUGGCAACUUCAUAUAUUGGAGUGAGGAGGAAAUUGCAUACUGUAUAAGAUUUAACAAUUAUUUAAAUAGUCAUUAAAUAUUUGGAUAUACAUGAUAGAUGUAGAAUAUAUACGUAUAACUAAGUGCUUAGGUUUACAUGGGGGUAUAAAUAUAUAUGUAUAUAUUCUGCAUUUAUCCCCAUGUAAACCUAAGGAGUUAUUUAGUUCAGUAGUUCCUAACUUCUUGAUUCAUAGAUGAACUUUGGGAAGAGUUGGGGAAUACUCUUGCCUAAAAAUGUGUGUGUGUGUGUGUGUGUGUGUGUGUGUGUAUGCGCAUGCACUCUUUUUAAUGGGAAGACAAUCUCUAUCAUUCAUUAAGAUUCUCAAAGUAUCUGUGGCUAAAGAAAGGUAAGAACUGUCUUUGUAUAUUUUAUGACUCUGUUUAUGUUUGCACACAUCAGAACAAACUAGGGCAAAAUGGUUUUGAAAAGCUUGUACCUUUUUAGCUCAUUGUUUCAUUUUCACAUCCUCAGAUUCAAAUAUGUAAAGUUGGCCUCGGUUGUUCAUCUUUGAACAUACUCAGGUUGAAUCAGUACCAUGUAUAUAAACAGCUUUCAGGUGACUCCCAAAGUUGGGUUCCAGAAGUUCUUUUGUGAAUGGUCAAGGACCUCUCAGAAAGCCUUAAGACAAAAUGCCUUCUCCAAAGUAGUCUCCUUUUGAAAUGAUAGUGGGACCUGGUUUUCACCAUCUGGUUUUAAAUUCAUGGCACCUGUCCCCUGUAGGGCUGAGGGUAAUAAGCAUUCAAUGUAUCGGGCUUUAUAGAAGGCAUGUUUUUUUUAAUCAUCCAGCAACCCUUCGAGGUGAUUUACAUAAUUGAGCCAAAGUCUCACAGUUGGGAAGGGGCAGAAUGAGGAGCCAAACCCAAGGUUUCACUUCCCAAGUGUAUUCAUUCAGUAUUCUAGGCUAGAACCUGAGGAUCCAGCAGUGAACAAAAUCACCUCCAGAAGUUAGCUUCUGUUUCUGUUUGCUGACCCUUCCGGCCAUUCAUCCUGAAGACCUAAAACCUAAAGCACUAAGAAGUGAUAAUCUAGCUCAACAUAGCAGUUUCAUUUCUAGGAACUUCAGAAAAACUGAAUUAAUUGCUGCUCGCCCACCCUUUUAAGGUCCAGUAGGCUAACUGUGAUGUUGUUGUGCUGACUAUUGUGAAAAGGCAACCAUUUUGUGUGUUACAUCCAAGAAAAGGCCAUGUUGGUGUCCUUUUGAAUUGACACCGCGGUAAAUUAGAAGCAAGGGUAAGCUUGUCUCGCACUUAAACAUGUUGAGAGUUUUCAUUUUUGUGAAAGAGUGGAAUUAAAGGUUUGGGAAGGCUCUCAUCUAUCUUGUUUUCCCAAGAAAAAGGAAAGAGACCAUUUUAGUGUUGUUGUAGAAAAGUGUGGCAUGUCACUUCUUAAGUUACGAACUUGUUCCCUUCUGUGUAAUAACAUUCUUUUUUGAAUAGUGCUGAAGUGUGUUGCCUUUUGAAGGCUAUGAGGAUAUUUUCACCAUCACUAGUUUAACUUUAAUAUUAUUUACUUUAUGUGACACGAAAAUUAUAAACCCUGAGGUGACAGUGGAAAUAUUUGAGGAUAGAUUGAAAUAAUCUCUCAACAAUGGGGAAGACUGCCUUAUACUUGGAGAACAGGGAGUUUUGGAAAAUAUUACAACCCUGUGUAUUUUGUUUCAUUAACACAAUUAUGCACCUUCCCUUUCACCCCGCCCCCCAAAAAACUGUUAUGUAUCUUUAUUUUGUCCAAUCCCAUUUCAGUCAUCAGGUAUUUCUUUCUUUCUUUCUUUCUUUCUUUCUUUUUUUUUUUUAUUUGUAACCUGGUAACUGAGAAUAGAGGUUUGACACCAUAUGUUCCCCUGUGCUUCUUCAGGUAAUUGACUCCCCUGUGACAAUAACAGUACUCACUUUCUGAUAACUUGAGAAACAGAGUCAUUUUCUUGGUCUGUGCUAAAUUGAAACUCUUCCAUGGCAAUUUGUAUCUUUAACUUUCUGUGACACACUUGAGACAUUAAUCAAGGUAGUGCUCAAAGUGCUUCAAUGUCUGUAAUGAGCACAUCUCACUAAUUUCAACGCAACAUGCAAGUUUGUGAUUUAUACCCAUGUUAAGGGAAAACAUGAUUAAAAGAAAAAACAGUACUGCAAAGAGCCCUGUUUUGGAAAUCUCAAAUCCUUGCUCAGCAACUUCCAUGAGCCAUUAUCAUCAUCGUCGUCGUCGUCACCAUCACCCUCUCCAUGUCUCGGGGUGGUCAAUGAUAAAAUGGAUAUAAGAGUUUUAUAAUAUGUAGGUCCUUUAUGUGCUUAAAGGGGAAGCUAUAUUUUAAUUUCUACCACAUGCAUAGAAAAUCAUGCUCAACUAUGACUUGAAAUUAGCAUUUCAGCCAAAUGAAAUCUCCAUGUGUGGAUGCAGUGUCAGGGGUCUGACUCAUUUGAUGGGUGAAAACAAAGUAUGUGUUUUAUAUUCUAGAACCAAUCCUGGCUGUAGCAUUUGUGCCUCAGAAAGUUCUGAUUCACUGGGGCUGAGUCCAUAGGAAUAGGCUGGUUUACUCGGGAGCUCCUUUCAAUGCAAAUAUUUAUUUUGCUUGCUGGAAACAAAGGAUUGCAGUACCAGUCACUAAAGAAAAGCAGCUAGCUACAGGCUUGGCCUGCAGAGCAAAAAACAAACAAACAAACAAAAAC
Molecule: messenger RNA, 4750 nt
Organism: Vicugna pacos (alpaca)
Lineage: Eukaryota; Metazoa; Chordata; Mammalia; Artiodactyla; Camelidae
Source: RefSeq, a predicted model, not a curated record